Molecule: messenger RNA, 792 nt
Organism: Tachysurus vachellii
Lineage: Eukaryota; Metazoa; Chordata; Actinopteri; Siluriformes; Bagridae
Product: galectin-4-like
Exons: 7
Coding region: 22-792 (256 amino acids)
Molecular function (GO): carbohydrate binding
Source: RefSeq, a predicted model, not a curated record
UAUAAUGUUUGUUAUCUCCAGAUGUAUGUGAAUGGGCAGAAGUGUCCGGAGCUCGUACAUCACAUACCAGUGGAGAAUAUAACUACACUUCACAUUUCUGGAGGUGUCAUAAUGAACACUGUUGGUAUUGUUGCAAACUGGAGCGAAUCUACUUUUGGUAAGGAACUCAAGACUGGGAUCUCACGCACAAAGAGAUCUAACAUCCAGUGUGAUGUCCCACAUCCAGUCUGCAACCCUGACAAAGAAUAUUUGGGAUCAAUCCCUGGAGGCUUGAGACAUGGUGUGGCUUUGUUCUUCCAAGGGGUUGUUCCAGUAGAUUAUGAAUGCUUUGAAAUAAACUUGCAGACCGGGCCGAAGAACCCUCAUGACAUUGCUCUCCAGCUCAAACGAAGUAUGAACUCUGUGGUCCUUAACAGCUGCAUGAAUGGGACAUGGGGAAAUGAAGAGAAGGCCCCAGGAGGCCCAUUUGUUGGAGGAGCAGCUUUUGAUAUCAUCAUGGUUAUUAAACCAAAAUGCUAUGAGGUGAUGGUGAAUGGCCUGGAAUACUGCAAGUUCAAGCAUCGUAUAUCGGUGUACAAAGUGACUACACUUAACAUUAGUGGAGACGUCUUCAUGAACACCUUCGGCAUUACUAAAGUGGAUGAUAUUAAUCUGAAAGUCACAAGUUUAUAUUCUGCUCAGCAUGCCCCCCGAACAAGGAUGAGACUUACUGAUGGUUUUGAGAACUUUAAUCCAAACACACAUAUCACCAACCAACCAACCAACCAACGUAAGAACUUUUGCCUCUUCUAA